Adineta steineri is the source of this 933-nucleotide messenger RNA. The record is from the annotation of a GenBank genome assembly. NCBI's taxonomy places the organism in Eukaryota, Metazoa, Rotifera, Eurotatoria, Adinetida, Adinetidae.
AUGAUGAUAUCCAAUACAGUUAGAUUUUGGCUGUAUGUUAGCCUUCUUAUUCCAUCUGUUAUUUGCACAUUAUUUGCUAUUAUUUAUCUUCUGAUCAAUCGAACGUUGGGAAAUGUUCUCACCAAUCAUAUUAUCAUUAUUAUUCUUAGUUUAAGUUUGAUUUCUCAAGUAACAUAUUAUCCAUGGAUGCUUUAUUACUAUCAGUAUAAAGGUACUUGGAGAAGAGCACAAAUCUUUUGUUUAAUCUGGGGUUAUCUUGAUUGGUGUAUAUAUAUUACACAAGCAAUACUCUUUGCUUGGGCUACUAUUGAAAGACAUAUUUUGAUCUUUCAUGAUAGGUGGGUAUCAACAAAAAAGAAACGUUUUAUUAUUCAUUAUAUUCCACCAGUUUUAAUUCUUCUCUAUUGUUUUAUAUUUUACUUUAUUUUCUGGUUCUUUCCUCCAUGUCGAAAUAAUUUCUAUAAUUCUGACAUGUUAUGUCUUGAUCCCUGUAUUACAUAUAAUUCUACCUAUUCUAUGUAUGAGACAUUUGCGCAUCUUAUAUUACCUGCUUUAAUCAUUAUUGUAUUCAGUAUUGCUUUAUUUGUUCGUGUCUUAGUAAGAAAACGUCGAGUACAUGGAACAAUUGAAUGGCGAAAACAUCAAAAGUUAGCUAUUCAAGUGUUAUCUAUCUCGAUUUUGUAUCUUGUAUGUUUGUUUCUAUAUGCUUUAUAUUGUAUUAUGUAUGUGUAUAAAGUACGAACUAAAGCGUUUCGUGAUUUUGAAGAAUAUGCAGAAGUUCUUGCUUAUUGUAUGACACUUCUAUUACCUUUUGUUUGUAUUUUAUCAUUACCUGAACUUCGAACAAAAUUCAUCAAGAUUCUACGUUUAAGAUGCAGAACAAGACGUAUUGGUACAGAAACACUUACAAUGAGACCUACAACAAAGAAUUGA